Psammomys obesus (fat sand rat) is the source of this 4840-nucleotide messenger RNA. It is a transcript of the gene Pigm, whose product is annotated as phosphatidylinositol glycan anchor biosynthesis class M. The record is from RefSeq and is a predicted model, not a curated record. The coding region runs from base 126 to 1397 and encodes 423 amino acids. Gene Ontology annotation, cellular component: membrane; glycosylphosphatidylinositol-mannosyltransferase I complex. Gene Ontology annotation, molecular function: alpha-1,4-mannosyltransferase activity; GPI mannosyltransferase activity. The transcript has a single exon. NCBI's taxonomy places the organism in Eukaryota, Metazoa, Chordata, Mammalia, Rodentia, Muridae. Gene Ontology annotation, biological process: GPI anchor biosynthetic process.
GGUGCGGGGGGACGGAAGUGGCCAUCCCCGGCUGUUACGGUGGGCGCUCCAGCCGAGGAGAUGCUCCGGGCAGCCGAGUAGAGGGAGUCGGAGGACGGGGUCGCGAGAGGGGCGCGGUGCGGACCAUGAGCUACGCCAGGCACUGGGGGGAAUGGUUCCUGAACCUGCGGGUGCCCCCCGCCGGGGUGUUCGCCGUGGCCUUCCUGGCCCGGGUCGCCCUGGUGUUCUACGGCGUCUUCCAGGACCGGACUCUGCUCGUGAGGUACACCGACAUAGACUACCACGUGUUCACGGACGCCGCGCGUUUCGUCACCGAAGGGCGCUCCCCUUACCUGAGGGCGACGUAUCGCUACACCCCGCUCCUGAGUUGGCUCCUCACCCCCAACAUCUACCUCAGCGAACUCUUCGGCAAGUUUCUCUUCAUCAGCUGCGAUCUCCUCACCGCCUUCCUCCUAUACCGCCUCCUGCUGCUCAAGGGGCUGGGGCGCCGCCAGGCCUGUGGCUACUGCGUCUUCUGGCUGCUGAACCCCUUACCCAUGGCGGUGUCCAGCCGAGGCAACGCGGACUCCAUCGUCGCCUCCCUGGUGCUUACGGCCCUGUACUUGAUAGAGAAACGACUCAUCGCGUGUGCCGGGCUCGUCUACGGGGUCGCGGUACACAUGAAGAUCUACCCGGUGACCUACAUCUUCUCCAUAGCGCUCCACUUGCGGCCCGAGCGUGACAGUGACGAGGGUCUCCGGCAAGCCCGGUACUCCUUCCAGGCUCGUCUGUAUGACUUCUUGAAGAGGCUGUGUAGCUGGGCCGUGCUGCUCUUCGUAGCAGUUGCAGGACUCACGUUUUUUGCCCUGAGCCUCGGCUUUUACUAUAAAUACGGUUGGGAGUUUUUGGAGCACACCUAUCUUUAUCACCUGACCAGGAGGGAUAUCCGCCAUAACUUCUCACCGUACUUCUACAUGCUGUACUUGACUGCAGAGAGCAAGUGGAGUUUUACCCUGGGCCUGGCUGCGUUCCUGCCACAGUUCAUCUUGCUUUUAGCUGUGUCUUUUGCCUAUUACAGAGAUCUUGUCUUUUGUUGUUUUCUUCAUACGUCCAUUUUUGUGACUUUUAACAAAGUCUGCACCUCUCAGUACUUUCUUUGGUACCUCUGCCUUCUGCCUCUGGUGAUGCCACUAGUGAGAAUGUCUUGGGAAAGAGCCAUAGUCCUCUUACUGCUCUGGUUCAUAGGGCAGGCCUUAUGGCUGGCUCCUGCGUAUGUGCUAGAGUUUCAAGGAACGAACACCUUCCUGUUUAUUUGGUUAGCCGGUUUGUUCUUCCUUCUGAUCAACUGUUCCAUACUGAUUCAGAUUAUUUCCCAUUAUAAGGAAGACCGCCUAACAGAGAGAAUCAAAUACGACUGAUGAGUCUUCUACGCCUUCGGCAACCUUCUGGAACAUUCUGAUUAUUUUGUGUGGACUAGAAAAGCUUUGGAAUUUUUUUUUCCUCCCUGAACAUUUUAAGCGCACUACUGAAAGUUCCCUUGUUCCAAAAGAAAUUAAAACCAGUGUUGGCCUUAUAUAUAAAGGGGCUCCAAUAAUUGAGGCCCACACUUUAGAAAAUUUUAGUACUCAGUUUUGUAAUGAAAAGUAAAGAUUUCUUGUUUGACAGUUGGAAAGCUGAUGAAACUAGAAGAUGCUAAAAUAUUUUUCUACAGUAGAGAAAUAGAUAUUAGGUCUCCAGCAGUGUUUGUUCCUGUUACACGGGGCCAUUGCUUCAGCCCCUGCCUUUUGUUUCUGACAGUUGUGAAAAUUUACAAUGUUCACAAAGUACAACAUUUUUACAUAUAAAGUAUUAACACUUUCGUUGCUUAGUUGGGAAAGUUUAUAUUUUGUAUUAAAUGUGGGGUCUUAGAAGAGGACUAAUUCAAAAAAUUUAAAUUGUGAUCAUGUAUUUCUCUUUUUGUAAUUUAGUAUCAGCAGUAUUUUAUACAAAAAGAUUAAAUUUAAACUCAUCCAUCUUUAGAUCUGAGUUUUUAAAAAAUAAAUCAAACACUAUUAUCCCUUUUUUUAAUUGCUGGAAAGAUUUUCCAUCUAGAAUUUAAGCAGAAUAUUAUUGUCUUGUAAAAGUAAUAGAAUUUAGAUGAUAAAUCUUAAGUUUUGGAUAAAACUUCAUUUGCUCUAAUCUGGUUUUAUCACUUAAAUUGUUACAUUGUUGAUAAGGCAUCUCCUAGCUUAAAUCCUACACUGAAAAUACUUGAAAUACUAGAAAAGACUUGAGGGAGACUCCUGUAAAGCAUAAAUGGCAUCCUUAGGACUCACUGGUCUAGAUCAUCAAGAGGUUGCAAGGGAUUUGAAGAAUUCCAGAAAUGAGGCUUCAGUGAGCAGGCCCUAUACUAUACUAUUCCUUGGGGUGGGGGUGGGGGUUCGGGUUCUCAAUUGUAUGAAUAAGUAUCCUAAAGUAUUUUUGGAAAAGACAGCCCAUCUAAGUUGAGAGUGUCCUAACAUUCAAAGAUGAGUAGCAGUAGAUCACUAUGAUUUUGAGGUCAUGAUUUGGAAAACAAAAACAAAUUGUUUUUCCAGAGUUAACCACAACAAAAAAACUCCUGAAAACAAAUACUACUCCAGAAUUUUUUUUUUUUCCCCUCUCAAGGCAAGCCUAAAAAGCCUUUGAGGAUAAAAUAUUUAUAGGCUGAUCAUAAUUAAAAAUUCUAUUACUGGCAGCAUUUCUUUGCUGGAUUCCUUUUGGGAUUUGGCCUUAGAAAGAAUAGGUGGCUUUUCUGUGGCUGGCUGUGUGUAAGAAAAGUGGUCAGUUGUAGAAAACAAUAACAUCUAAAAUGUCAGUCCUAUAUUCAUUAGCUCAUAACUUAACAGCUCCUUUCUUAAGACAGUUUAAGUAGUGGCUUUCAAAUUAUGGCACGUGAACCUUUUACAAUCAUACAGUUACAGGGAUUGAAACCUUCAGCGUUCUAGGCAGAGCACUCUGCCACUGAGCAAUGUGUCUGGCCUCACGUAAAAAAUUGAGGAAGGAAAAUAUACUUUGUGUGUUUGUGUACAUCGGACUUCUUUUGUUGUUGGUCUUUUACACAGUCUUGGUUCAGGCUGGCCUCAAACUUAGCUCGCAGCCUAAGAUAACUUUGAACUCCUGAUCUGUCUCAUGCCUCUACUUCCCAAGAGCUGAGAUCACAGUUCUGUGCUUAACUCAGGAAUUCUUUAUCAAAAAACCCUGAGACAGGGUUUAGUGUAGCCAUGGCUAUCCUGGAACUUACUCUGUAGAACAGGCUGGCCUCAAACUCACAGAUCUGCCUCUGCCACUGCUUCCCAAGUGCUGGGAUUAGUGGUGUAUACCAUCACUGCCCAGCCUUUGUGUUUCUUAAGAAGCAGAAGAUAUUUUGCAGUUUAUCUGCUGCAAAACAUUUUUUUUUUUAUUUCAUUUAUGUGUAUGGGUGUUUUGCCUGUAUUUCUGUGCACCAUGUGCAUUCCUAGUGCCCAAGAAUUCAAUUAGGGCAUUGAAUUUCCUAGAACUAGAGUUACAGAUGGUUUUGAGCCGUCAGGUUGUGCUAGGAAUUGAACCUUAGUCCUCUCGAAGAGCAACCAGUAUUCUUAAGCACUGAGCCAACUCUCAACCCCAUGCUGCAAAACAUUUAACAAGUUAAAUGGAGAAAUUACUUGGUUUGGUCUCUUGGGUUUGACUUUUGCUUUGCAGCGUUUUUAAUUUGUAUUUGGGGAAGAGGCACGCAUACCACAGCCUGUGUAUGGAAGUCAGAUGCACCUGUAGACAUCAGAGGACAAUUUGUGGUAGUCCGUUUUCCUCUUUCCACGGUGCUGACCCUGGGUAUCAGAUUUGGGUUAUUAGUCUUGGCAGCAGAUACCUUUUCACACCAAGCCAUCUGAUUGCUUUGGCUUCCUUUCGUUCAUGUUACCUUUUGUUUCCUUAUUAGUCCUUGAAUAGUACUGUAAGUUUGUGUAGCUCUCUGACUUAUUUUCUCCGUAAUUCUUUUGUUCUUAUUCUACCUGCAUCAUCUUUAUGUCACUGUAGCAGAUGUGUAAAUCAACUUACAGAGAGAAAAGGUUUAUUUGGAGACAUGGAUUUAGAAGUUUCACUUUGAGAUUGGUUGGCCCUGUUUCAUUAGGCCUGUGAUGAGGUAGCAUAUUGUGGCAGAGAGCACACAGUAAGAACAAACAACCGCAUUGCGGGUGCAGAAGACUCGAAGGAGGGAUAUGGGCCUCCCAGUUCCAAGCCUUAAAACGCCCCCGAUGGCUGGACCUGAAGUUUCCACAGGUUCCCAGCAGUGCCGCUGGCAAGGGAGGAAGCUAUUAACACCUGGGCUGUUGUGGGAAAAACUCAGGUCCACAGUACAGCAUCAGCCGUGUAAGACAGACCAAUUUGCAGGCAAGCAUUAUUGAGUGUCAAUCAAGAUAGGUUGUGGGAUAAACAGCACUGUGUGUUUUCUUCUCUAACUGCUUUUCUGAUGUCUCCAAAAUGUCCUUAAAGGCCUCAAGUUAAAUUCCCUGUAAUAGGAUCAUUAUUGUCUGUUUUGUUUUUUAGUUGUAAGAUAUAGGGUCUCAUAGAGCCCAGGCUGGUCCCAAACCUGCUAUAUAACAGGGGCUGGCCUUGAACUUGCAUCUCUUGAAUCUACCUCUCAGGUGCAGGGAUUAACAGGUGUGCUGGAUAACACCUGGUUUGGAUUAGGGUCUUUGGAAAAGCUGUGACAAUCAUCCAGGAAUGUGCAACUCAGUAAAGAAAAACCAUAGAUCUCAGUUACUGACUUCCCGCUGUCUGGAUUUUGUAAUAUGAUGUUUCAUAUGUUGUAUAAAACUUGUCCUUUGGUUAAUUUAUGGCUGAAUAUAUUAUUUUUUUAACGUCA